AUGAAAAGACAAAAAGAAAAUAAACAACAAGUUGUUUUCAACCAGUGUACAUUAACGAAAAUCGAUGAAGAUUGUUAUAAAGUCACAAAUAUGAAAGGAAAAUUAUUACAAAAAUUAGUUUCUGAAAGUAAAUUUAAAACAAUUAAAACGAUUGUCUUUAAACCCCAGUGCAUUAACAAAGACAUUGCCGCUGCUUUAGUCCAAAUGGGAAGAGCUGAAGGACAAGACGAGUUAAAGUUGUUUUAUAAUUCAAAAGUUAUUGUAUACAAACAUCUUAUUGAAAAUGGUUAUAAAGUACGUCCUAUUAGUAAUGAAUUAAUAGCCAUUUGUGGGAUUAAUAAUAAAGAACAAAUACUGAAGGUUGUUAAUUCAAAACAAACAAUUGUUGAGAGUGUCUUUACACCAAAUGAAGUAAAUAAAGAAAAUGAUAUUUCAUUUAUUGGGGUAGUACAACAGAAUAAUGUUGUUUUUGUUUCAGUUGAGCAACAAAGUUAA
Messenger RNA from Entamoeba histolytica HM-1:IMSS, 495 nucleotides. RefSeq lists its product as uncharacterized. NCBI's taxonomy places the organism in Eukaryota, Evosea, Mastigamoebida, Endamoebidae. The transcript has a single exon. The record is from RefSeq and is a predicted model, not a curated record. The coding region runs from base 1 to 495 and encodes 164 amino acids.